Molecule: messenger RNA, 882 nt
Organism: Pseudopipra pipra
Lineage: Eukaryota; Metazoa; Chordata; Aves; Passeriformes; Pipridae
Gene: CD99
Product: CD99 molecule (Xg blood group)
Exons: 11
Coding region: 16-798 (260 amino acids)
Biological process (GO): T cell extravasation; positive regulation of neutrophil extravasation; homotypic cell-cell adhesion
Cellular component (GO): plasma membrane
Source: RefSeq, a predicted model, not a curated record
UCAGCCCGGCGGCGAAUGGGGCUCUCCCACGGCCGCAGCUGGGCGAGGUUCCCGCGGGGCAGCCGCGCCCGGCCCGACAGCGCGGCGGGCCCGGGGCGUGUUCCGGGCGGUGCCGCAGCCCCGGGGCGGUGCCGCUCGCGGGCCCGGCGGGAGCAGCUGCGGCGGGAGCCGGGAGCGGCUGUCAGGGCGCGGCAGAGUCUGUGUGUGUUUGCGGGGCGGGCAGCCAUGCGGCGCUGGAGGCUCCUUCUCUUCCCCGUGCUCCUCGGCGUGCUGGUCCCCGUCAGAGGCAAUUCUGAUGACUUCAGCUUAGAAGAUGCACUUGGAGAGAUAAAGACGACAAAGAAGCCUCUUCCAUCUCAGAAGACACCACCACAGGACUUCGAUGAUUUUAACUUGGAUGAUGCUCUUCAUCCUGAUGGUCCCAAGCCAAAUCCUCCUGCUAAACCUAGAGACACUGAUAACCCCAAGCGAGAUCAACCUAAAGACACUGGCACAUUUGAUGAUACAGAUCUACUUGAUGGCAAUUCACCAAAAGGAGGAGGUGAUGGGAGUGGCAGCAAUGAACGAAGGGGCCAAACUCCAAAUAAUGGCCAAGAAGAUGAGGCUUCUCAGGGAGCAAUAGCUGGAAUUGUAAGUGCUGUGGCUGCUACUGUAAUUGGAGCAGUAUCUAGUUUCAUUGCUUACCAGAAGAAGAAACUCUGUUUCAAACAAAGCGCAGAUGAAGAGAAUGUGAAUAUGGAUAGCCAUAGGGGAGCACAAUCUGAGCCACCUGUUCAGCGCACACUUCUGGAGAACUAAAUUAAAGAAAACGUGAUGAAGAACAGAUCUUGAAACUGGAUAGAGAGCCUGCCUUCUGCCUGAAAAAAAAAAAAAGGACACAAA